AUGAUAGCAGCGCUGCGAUCAACUCUGUCCCUCCCGACACUUGGCUUUAAGCUCUCUCGCUUCCAACUCGAAGCUGCUCGAUUUGCAGCUCCAACGCCUUCCUUCUUCACCAAACAAGCCCUUCCAGCUCCGUGUAGGCUCAGGCACAAUCUAGUAACAAUGGGUUCCCAAUCAACUGCCAAGCGAUCCAAGGCCGAUGGUCAAGAACAUAUCAUCACCCACAGUGGAACGUUCCACGCCGACGAAGCACUCGCCGUCAACCUCCUUCGCACUCUCCCUCGAUUCUCCUCUGCUCCCCUAACCCGUACUCGCGACACCACCAUCAUCGAUUCCGGCACAAUCGUAGUUGAUGUCGGCGCGACGUACAACCCUAUCACGCACCGCUACGACCAUCAUCAACGUGGAUUCGAACAAGUUUUCUCCCCCGAACACUCGACUAAACUCUCUUCGGCCGGUUUGGUCUGGAAGCAUUUCGGCAAGGAAAUCGUCUCGACCCAUCUUCAGGUCCAAGAUGCGCCCACCGUCGAUCUUCUCUGGAAGAAACUCUACGAUGAUUUUAUCGAAGCAAUCGACGGUAUUGAUAACGGAAUCUCCCAGUAUCCCUCCGAUCUUAAGCCCAAGUACAAGUCCAGGACAGAUUUGUCGGCGAGGGUGGCAUAUAUGAAUCCGAGUUGGAACGAAUCUUGGAGCGAUGCCGAAUCGGAUGCGAGGUUUGAAAAAGCUAGUCUCAUGGCUGGCGCCGAGUUUUUCCAGAGGUUGCAAUAUGCCUAUAAGAGUUGGUUGCCUGCUAGACAGAUUGUUGUCCAAGCACUGGGCAAGAGGGAGGUGGCUCAGGUGUUGGUGUUUGAUGAAUUUGCUAGUUGGAAAGAUCACUUGUUUGACUUGGAGAAGGAGCUCAACAUCGCUCCGACCGAAAGGCCGAUUUAUGUUGUCUAUCCAGAUGAAAGUGGAAAGUGGAGGAUUCAAGCUGUUCCCGUAUCCCCCGAGAGUUUUGUGAGUAGGAAAGCCUUGCCCGAACCUUGGAGGGGAAUAAGGGAUCAACAGCUGAGUGAAUUGACGGGGAUCGAAGGAUGUAUAUUUGUUCAUCAAUCAGGAUUUAUUGGUGGAAAUGCUACAAAGCAAGGUGCGCUCAAGAUGGCGUCUGAUGCGUUGAAGCAUACCGAGGUUCCUUUUAUCCACUCUGCUCCCCUUGGUCGUUCUGGCGGUCCCCACUCUCACUCCCACUCUCACUCUCACUCUGCGGGUGGAGGUGGAGCAGACCAUGGUCACACACACGACAUCAUGGGCCACCCUGGAAAGUUCAACGAUCGAGAUGUACCCAAUUACGAAAAGCGCAACUUCGCCGAACGAGCAUUCACCGUUGGCAUUGGUGGACCCGUAGGCUCCGGUAAAACGGCGCUUCUCCUUUCCCUUUGCCGAAAACUUCGGGAGGAAUACAACAUUGCCGUCGUAACCAACGACAUCUUCACUCGUGAAGAUCAAGAGUUCCUCCGUCGACACUCGGCUUUAAGUCCGGCUUCUAAAAUCCGCGCAAUCGAGACCGGCGGAUGUCCGCACGCAGCAAUCCGAGAAGAUAUCUCGGCAAACCUGGAAGCACUCGAACAGCUACAGGCGCAGUUCGAAACUCAACUGCUCUUCGUCGAGUCCGGAGGCGACAACCUUGCUGCUGCCUACUCGGUCGAGUUAGCCGACCUGCACGUCUAUGUCAUCGAUGUUGCAGGAGGAGACAAGGUGCCCAGGAAAGGUGGUCCGAGUAUUACACAGAGCGAUGUUCUGGUGAUCAACAAGAUUGAUCUGGCUGAUCAAGUAGGUGCUGAUCUGGCAGUCAUGAAGAGAGAUGCAGAACGCGUCAGAGAUGGCGGUCCAACAGUCUUUGCAAGUGUAAAGUUGGACCAGGGAGUGGAUGCAGUGGUGCAAAUGAUACUUGCCGCUAGGAGGAUCGCUGGUGCUGAUAAAACAGGCAAACCCGUAACCAAGGCUUGA
This is a messenger RNA of Ustilago hordei, 1983 nucleotides long. RefSeq lists its product as uncharacterized. Bases 1 to 1983 code for a protein of 660 amino acids. The transcript is spliced from 2 exons. The record is from RefSeq and is a predicted model, not a curated record. Lineage: Eukaryota; Fungi; Basidiomycota; Ustilaginomycetes; Ustilaginales; Ustilaginaceae. Gene Ontology annotation, cellular component: cytoplasm; nucleus. Gene Ontology annotation, molecular function: GTPase activity; nickel cation binding.